Molecule: messenger RNA, 5335 nt
Organism: Dreissena polymorpha
Lineage: Eukaryota; Metazoa; Mollusca; Bivalvia; Myida; Dreissenidae
Exons: 14
Coding region: 110-1897 (595 amino acids)
Source: RefSeq, a predicted model, not a curated record
GAUGACCAGUCGAGUGACACGUCUCGCCAUGUUGUUUUGAUUGUUUAUUUGUUGUUGUGUGUCAAGUUGUGUUGUCCGUUUAAACUUUAUUGACAUUUCGAGAGAAACCAUGCUUAGAAGAAACGGAAAUAUGCCGAAAGUGGUUGGCGGUGUGGUGGCAUUUUUUCUUGUUGUUUAUCUCGUUUAUUCAUUGCAUGACUUAUCGGGACAGUUGAAAAACACAGAACGCACUGCAGAAAGAUACCGCAGAGAACAAGAGUCGUUGUCGGCUCAGCUUCAAGAACUGACCAAUCAAAAGCAGCAUUUAAUGUCAACGUGUGAUCAUGAUAAGGAACAGCUGAAAAAAGGCUUGACAGCUCUCCAAUCCCAACAGAAAAUGCUCAGUAGCCAGCAUGAGGACCUGCAGCAGGAGUAUUCCAAGCUGAAGAAUGACAACGAGAAGGCACAGGAGAUGCACAAGAAAGAGGAGGAGGGCAAGGAGUCAGAGUACAGGAUGUACAAGCAAACCAAGGAACUGGAAAUAUCCAGUUUGAAAGACAACGUAUCCAACCUAAACCGUGACAAGUCUGAGCUCACACAGCAAGUAGACAACUUAAAAACCCAGCUCCAGAAUGCACUGAGCUCCAUUAAGCAGAACAAACAGACGGUCUCUACCCUUCAGCAGGAGGCAAAACAGUACCAGUUGCGAAUUCAACAAGAUGCUGCGACUAUUGACAGAAACCAACAACUUCUUCAAUACGCCAAGGACUUGUUACAACAAGCACAAGAACGGCAAAAACAGAUUGAGCAGCAGCAAUUCUUGCUACAACAGCAGCAACAACUUGCACAGAAGGGGGGUCAGCUGGGUCAGAAACAAGGUUUAGGGUUACGAAAUACUGUACUUCACCCAGGAGGUUUGGCUCCAAAUAAUCCACAAGGGUUUGAUGGGUUAGGAAACCAGAAUUGGAACCUCCCAAACCAACCAAUUGUGGAAGGGGUCAAUAUGAACCAAGGUCAAGGUGUGGUAAAUCAAGGGGCCAAUCUUAACCAAGGUCAAGUGAAUCAAGGGGCCCAGAUGUUUAAAGAUGGCUUGCAUCAAGCCAUGCAACAGACUCAAGAUGAACUAGGGAAGAAUAAUGAUUUGAAAGAGGCGCCCGGUCUGCAGUCCAUACUAGACAGCCUGAGGACAAAGGCCCGCCCCGUGGACCACGGACUGCUGGAGCAACAACAACAACAGCACCAGAUGGUGCCCCCAAACAAGAUGGCCGACAAGGAGGACAACUACAUUAGUAGGGACAAGCUUGGCAGUCAGGGGAAACCUGGGCCCCAAGGGGACAAGCACAAGGUAGACUACCCCGAGCAGCAUCAGAUCAAUAAACCCAACCUUCACCCCCAGGAUUCAGUGGUGGAAGAUAACCAUGGCAACCAGGGUCGUGACCCUGAAAAUGGGGCUGUUGAACAUGACAACCGUAUAGAGAACCAGGGGCCUGUAAACCUACAGGUUCAGGAGCCCCGGUUACCUCGGGCUGAUGAUGGACAGGGCCCAGGCAAGGAUGAAGCUCUGAGAUUCCACCGGCCCGAGCAUGGGCAGGUAGACAACCAGAUGCCCCCACAGGCCGGUCUAGAUGACUCCCACAGACAGGAACAGAUGCAGAUACCUGCGAGAAACAAUCUACAGGAUCCCAAUUUGGAGCCACACAAUCCAAAUGAAAUGGGAGAAAUGGGAGAAGAAGAUGGCGAUAACCUAAAAUCUACUUUGAAGCGUAACCAUGACAAAGACCAAACAGUUAGCACCAUGAAACCAAACAACAAUGAGGCGAAGUCAGCUAACUUAAAACAAGCUUACAAACCAAUCUACACCAGUUUAACUGACAAAACAAAGAAACCUAAACUUAUGCAAUCUCUCCGCCGUGUCUGAAGUGGGCAACGGACAUCGUUACAGCUGUGAUAACUGAGUACAUUCCAUGUGGGAUGUUUCUUGUGAUGAAAGAGGCAUUUACUUAGAAUUAUGUUAAGGCACAGGGGCAUAGACCCAAAGUUGACAAUGAUUUAGAUUUAUUUCUUAAUUUAAUGUGUCCUUUAUCAAUUUCUACAUUAUUUAAGAGCUAAACAAGCACAAACGGAUAAUAAUUGGAAAUUUGGGUACAGGGGUGUUCAUGAAAUUUCAAGCACAGGGCUAAUCUUUUUUGGAAAUUUAGGCACAGGGAUGCCACUGUGCUUAAAGACCCUGGGGAAAAGCCUGAUAAUAAGCCUUGCAGUUACAGAUGGUAUGAAAGGACAUAUAAUUAUAUGUGACCCACAUCAUGCGAAAAUGGGUCUUAUGCCCUAUGCGGCCAGGGCAACUGCAGCCCAGCCUGCGCACCUGUGCAAUCUGGUCAGGAGUUAUGCUGUCUGCUAUAUAGUCACAAAAGGUUUUGCAGUCUUAUUAAGGGACAACAAUGCACAGGCUGGUCUUUAGCUACCUAAACUGCAUAUGACAUAUUAAGAUCCAUUUUCGCAUUACACAGGUUAAUUCUGUGUCUGUGUAAAUACUUUAUUGUUCUUGAUAGUCAUUUAUUGCACAUUUGGUGAGACAUUUUUGGUUAAUAAUGAGGUUGUGGAAAGAAAACUUACAAUUGGUCACACACUGAGCUUUCGUGACCAAGAACAGUUAACAGAUAAGUUCUAGAUUAAACAUAAAUUUUGAAUGGUAAAAAUAAAAUGUUUGUUCAAGCAAUAAAUUUUGUGCUAAAAAACAAAUCUUAAUAAUAUGUCAGUAUUUCAGACGACCUCUGAGAUAAGUUGUGUAAUGCAUGUAAGUAAAGUGUUGGAAUACACAGGCUUAUCUGGGAACACGUAUUGCACAUGCAUUAUAACUAAAUAUCACUGAGUACAAAAUGUAACUCUUGUUCACUUAAUUCUUUUCAUCCUCACAAUGUUUCAGAUUUAAUAUUAUGAAGUGUUAAAUAUUGAUGAAAGUUAUGUACAUUUUGUUAUUUUGUAGUUUAUAUAUACCACUCUACUGUUACUGUUUUGCAUCAAUAUGAUUGUUUUGAGGUUAUUGUGUUCAUGCAUUUCAAACUUGUAGUGUUUUGGGUAAAAUCCGCAACAAUUAUAAAGGUAGGGUGUAGCCUUCUAUCAUAUUGCUGAAGAUUUUUUUAAUUGUUCCUAAACUAUAAAUAUCUUAAGAAAGAAUGUUUGCUUUGACAAUUGUUAACCAGGUUUUCCGAAGGAAAAAACUGGUUAUUAGAUUGGCGAAUGCGGGCGGGCUGGCUGGCGGGCUGGCGGAAUAAGCUUGUCCGGGCCAUAACUAUGUCGUUCAUUGUCAGAUUUUAAAAUCAUUUGGCACAUUUGUUCACCAUCAUUGGACGGUGUGUCGCGCGAAAUAAUUACGUCGAUAUCUCCAAGGUCAAGGUCACACUUUGAGUUCAAAGGUCAAAAAUGGCCAUAAAUGAGCUUGUCCGAGCCAUAACUAUGUCGUUCAUCGUCAGAUUUUAAAAUCAUUUGGCACAUUUGUUCACCAUCAUUGGACGGUGUGUCGCGCGAAAUAAUUACGUCGAUAUCUCCAAGGUCAAGGUCACACUUUGAGUUCAAAGGUCAAAAAUGGCCAUAAAUGAGCUUGUCCUGGCCAUAACUAUGUCAUUCAUUGUGAGAUUUUAAAAUCAUUUGGCACAUUUGUUCACCAUCAUGGGACGGUGUGUCCCACGAAAGAAUCACGUCAAUAUCUCCAAUGUCAAGGUCGCCACGACUAAAAAUAGAUUUAAAAAAAAAAAAAAAACUUACAAAGGGGGUUAAUUUUUUUUGGUCAUUUCAAAAGUUCAGUUUGAGUUUUCUCCCUUUAUCAGAUUUUUUUUUCACAAUGAAAACCUGGUUUUGUGACAAUUUUGUCCCUUGUUUUGUUUUUGUAUUGGAAACGUAUAUUGUUAAAAUUAAAGAGUAAUGACUUUUGGGAACAAUUCUUGUGGCAUUACAUCCACAUACAUUUGAAUCAGUCAAAGCGUACUUUACAAUCUUAUUGGAAACCAUUCUUGGAAAAUGUAAACUGUCACUUUACCAUUGAUUUAUAUAAACUUAAGAUACAUUAUCUUAAAAUCUGCUCUUCGUCAUCAUUUGUACAUAUCCAUUUCACUGUGUUUAUUGAGAAAAGACUUGUGUAUUGUGUAAGACAAAUGAAUAAUUCAUUGUUGUGGUCAUUUUGUAUCAUUUGUUAAUAAUUAUGAUCAUGUCCAUAUCGGAUAUCCAUGGGAUACUUUAAAGGUAAAUGUAUGCAUUUGGUAAUGUAUUUGAGCCGCGCUUUGUGAAAAGGGGGUUUAAUGCAUGUGCGUUAAGUGUCGUCCAAGAUUAGCUUGUGCAGUCCACACAGGCUAAUCAGGGACGACACUUUCCCCCUUAACUGGAUUUUUGCUAGGAAGAAACUGUCUGUAAAGGAAAAAUAUCAUAAAAGCAGAGAGUAUCAUCCCUGAUUAGCCUGUGCGGACUGCAGAGGCUAGGAUAAUCUGGGAUGGCACUUUAAGCACAUUCAUUAAACCCCCUUUUCACAGAGCAUGGCCUAUUUGUAUGCAUUAUAUGUGAAAACAGAAGCUAAUUAAUAUAUACGUAGAGCAUUUAAUAAAUGACACACAUUUUGUGUAAUGAAUUUUUUGUCAAACAGCAAAAUGGAUUGGGGACAGGUAAAUGUUAUAAAAACUGUAAAGUUAUUCUUGUUGAUUUAGUCUAAUGGGUUAUGUUGAUUUGUCUCUUUUAUCAUAAUUAACCGAUCAUUUCAUCAUGGUAGAAUGAAACAUUUGUGUGAAAAAAUACCAUCCCACUUAAAUUUUGUGGAAUCGGGGACCUUACAUCUGCGUCAUCCCCCCCCCCCCCCCAGUGAACUGGACAUAAGUAGCCUACAUUGCCAUAAGAAUAAGUGAAUUUGGUGUAAAAUUUAAUUUUGUGAAAUAGGCCAUAUCUUGACUUUAAUAUGAUGUUUAAAGGUGAAACUUCAUAGGUAUGAAGCUUGCAUGACAAAGUUGCAUGCAGGGGUAUUUCAUUUUAAAUGGCAAUUCUCUUUGUUAAAAUGGAUAACUGGCAUAUCAAAGUGUUAAAUUUACUGUCAACAAUGAUAUCAGCAUUCAUUUUCAUUGAUUAGAUAAAUGGGCCUAAUAUAGUAAGGUUCUAGGUCUUUACAUUGCAAGUUUGUAGUUCUGGUUUCUUGUAUAUAAUAUUUAUUGAAUUAGUUGGUCUCUCAUAUUUAUGUUUCAACGUUGCAUUUGGAAGUGGGCGUAUUUGAAAUUAUGUAUUAUUGAUCGAUUUUUCAGGAUUUAUGUGUAUAUAUCGGUAAAUGUUGAUUUUAUUGCGUUUGUUAAUUACUUUGCAUAAGUGAUAAAAUAUUUUAAAUAUG